Neurospora tetraspora is the source of this 423-nucleotide messenger RNA. RefSeq lists its product as uncharacterized. Bases 1 to 423 code for a protein of 140 amino acids. NCBI's taxonomy places the organism in Eukaryota, Fungi, Ascomycota, Sordariomycetes, Sordariales, Sordariaceae. The transcript has a single exon. The record is from RefSeq and is a predicted model, not a curated record.
AUGGCACCAACACCAUCCACCCUCAUCGCCAAAUCCCUCUCCUCCAGCGGUGAAACCCUCGCCAACCUCCUUCCCCGCUACAUCGGCUAUCGCCGGCGUCGUCUCUCGCGCGGCGCCCUCAUCGGCGUAAUCGUCGCCAUCGUCAUCGCAGUCAUCAUCCUCGCCUUCCUCUCCGUCCUCUUUCGCAGGAGGAGAGUUCGCCGGUCACGCAUAAACAUGCACCAGAACAUGCAACAGACGGCAGCUGCCCCUGGAGGAUGGGCUCACUCAUCCCACAAUCACCACGCUCAUCACCACGCUCAUCACCACGCUCAGAAUCCGAACGGACUUAAUGCCCCUGCUGGAGGAUGGGCACAGCCCGGGACUUAUCAGCCGCCGCCGUAUCAGCCGGAUCCAGUUUAUCAGCAAGGUGGCUACAAGUAA